This is a messenger RNA of Cylicocyclus nassatus, 483 nucleotides long. The record is from the annotation of a GenBank genome assembly. Lineage: Eukaryota; Metazoa; Nematoda; Chromadorea; Rhabditida; Strongylidae.
AUGCAUGCGAAAGAAGGUCAGGACUUUUAUGAAACAAUUGGACCUGAAGGCGCUGUUCGUAGAGAACGCAAGUACGGAUAUCCGUUUUGUGACGUUUCCCCAGACCGAUUUCCCUUGCAAGCCAAGUUAUCUACCACAUACUAUCCACCGCAGCAAGGGGUGAAAGCUCCUGGUCGCUACGGCCAACUGUGGCUAGGCGCCCGUGCCCGAAUGCAGCCAGGAUGUUAUCCUCCACUACAGUGGUCAUCUUAUGAAGGCAGCCACCAAAUACAUUUGCAUCAGAGCAACAAGGACCGGAUAUUUACCCAGGUUAUCGUUCUCAAGAGUGUCAGGUUAUCCUCACUUGCACGAAACCACAUGUUGGCUAUCCUUCAACCGCAACCAGCGCAACCUCUUCGGCUAGACACGGCUGAUGCAGCUACUCCGCUAUGCAUCAAGAUAAGUGUUGUUGAUGAUGCGAAUGUGGAAGAGGCCAGUGGUUGA